Messenger RNA from Prunus mume (Japanese apricot), 3503 nucleotides. The record is from RefSeq and is a predicted model, not a curated record. Lineage: Eukaryota; Viridiplantae; Streptophyta; Magnoliopsida; Rosales; Rosaceae.
GUAAAAAAGACUCAUAUUUUGCUUAGCGAAUCCAGAGAGAAGCAAACACUGAAACAAUUAUGUUGGCUUCCAUGGCCAACCGAGAAGCCUCUUCUUCUUCUGCUCCUUUCACCAAAUCAUGGAAAUACCAUGUCGUUCUGAGCUUCAGAGGCGAAGACACGCGCCACAACUUCACGGACCAUUUGUAUAGCGCUUUAUGUCAACAAGGCAUUAACACCUUCAGGGAUGAUGAUGAGCUCAUAAGAGGAGAAGAAAUAUCAAGCGCGCUUUUCACAGCAAUUGAAGAAUCAAAGAUUUCUGUCGUUGUGUUCUCUAAAAACUAUGCCUCUUCAAAGUGGUGUUUGGAUGAACUUGUUAAGAUUCUUGACUGCAAGAAAUCAAAACAACAACUGGUCAUACCAGUUUUUUACAAGGUGAAUCCAUCAGAUGUACGGAAUCAGAGAGGUAGCUUCGGGGAUGCACUGGCUAACAUGGAGUGCAAAUACAAAGAAAAUAUGCAGAAGGUCAACAAAUGGAGGGCAGCUCUUUCACAAGUAGCAGCUUUGUCAGGGUUCACUUUGGACGAGCGUCAAUCUGAAUCUGAGUUUAUCCAAAACAUCAUUGAAAAGAUUUCAAAACACAUAUUAAACACCGUGUGUUUGGAAGUGGCAGAGCAUCCAGUUGGAAUGCAAGCUCAAGUACAAGUUAUGAAUGAGCUAUUAGAUUUGGGGAUGCGAAUCCGAAUUAAUUUGGCUUCCAUGGCCAACCAACGAGCCUCUUCUUCCUCUGCUUCUUUCCCAAAGUCACGGGAAGACCAAGUAUUUCUGAGCUUCAGAGGCGAAGACACGCGCCACAACUUCACAGACCAUUUGUAUAGCGCUUUAUGUCAACGACGCAUUAACACCUUCAGGGAUGAUGAUGACCUCGGAAGAGGAGAAGAAAUAUCACGCGCGCUUCUCACAGCAAUUGAAGAAUCAAAGAUUUCUGUCAUUGUGUUCUCCAAAAACUAUGCCUCUUCAAGAUGGUGUUUGGAUGAACUUGUUAAGAUUCUUGACUGCAAGAAAUCAAAACAACAACUGGUCAUACCAGUUUUUUACAAGGUGAAUCCAUCAGAUGUACGGAAUCAGAGAGGUAGCUUCGGGGAUGCACUGGCUAACAUGGAGUGCAAAUACAAAGAAAAUAUGCCGAAGGUCAACAAAUGGAGGGCAGCUCUUUCACAAGUAGCAGCUUUGUCAGGGUUCACUUUGGACGAGCGUCAAUCUGAAUCUAAGUUUAUCCAAAACAUCAUUGAAAAGAUUUCAAAACACGUAUUAAACACCGUGUGUUUGGAAGUGGCAGAGUAUCCAGUUGGAAUGCAAGCUCAAGUACAAGUUAUGAAUGAGCUAUUAGAUUUGGGGGAAAGCGAUGUUCGUAUGGUAGGGGUAUGGGGAACUGGUGGAAUUGGUAAGACCACAAUUGCUAAAGCUGUUUAUAAUUCAAUUGCCCACAAAUUUAAAGGUUGUUCCUUUUUGGCAAACGUUAGAGAAAGGUCAACGUCGCAUGAAGGUUCAGUCGGAUUACAAGAGAAUCUUCUUUCUGACAUUCAAAGGGUAAAAAAUUUGAAGGUGACCAACGUUGAUAAAGGAGUCACUAUUAUAAAGGAAUGGUUGAGUCGUAGAAAGAUUCUCUUGGUUCUUGAUGACGUGGAUGACAUGGAACAGUUACACAAGUUAGUUGGAGCAUGUGAUUGGUUUGGUGCAGGCAGUAGAAUUAUCAUAACAACAAGGGAUAAGCAACUGUUAACUGCUCAUGAUGUUAAUUUAAUCCAUGAGGUCAAGAUUUUAGAUGAUGAUAAAGCUCUUGAGCUCUUCUGUUGGCAUGCCUUCAAAAGAAGUGGGCCUUCUUUGGAUGAUUAUGUGAAACUUGCAGAAAGUGCAAUACGCUAUGCUCAAGGCCUUCCUUUGGCUUUGAAAGUUCUCGGUUCUUGUCUAUGUGGUGGAAGUAUAGAUAAAUGGGAACACACAUUGGAUGGUUUCAAAAGCAAGAAAAUUCAAGAUGUUCUCAAAGUAAGUUACGAUACCUUGGAUGAUAUUGUCAAGGAGGUUUUCCUUGACAUCGCAUGUUUCUUUAAGGGUAAAAGUAGAAACUAUGUGAUAGAAACACUAGAAGCUUGUGACCUCAGCCCUAGGUAUGGUAUUGAAGUACUCAUUGAAAAGGCCCUCAUAAGUGUUGAACAUGGAGAUUAUAUUCGGAUGCAUGACUUAUUAGAAGAGAUGGGUAAGGACAUAGUUGAGCAAGAGUCGCCCACUGAAGCCGGAGGACGUAGCAGAUUGUGGUUUCAUGAAGAUGUCGAGCAUGUUCUGACUAAUAAUACUGGGAAAAAAAAAAUCACAGGCAUCAUGUUAAAUUCCCCCAAAAAGGAUUAUGAGAUAUUCAUGGAUGUUGAUUGCUUCUCGAAGAUGAAAAAUCUUAAAAUUUUCAUGAACUAUAACGUAUGUCUUUCUGGAGACAUUGGUUGUCUCCCAAACAUGUUGAGAGUGCUUUAUUGGUAUAGAUGUCCGCUCCAAUCUUUUCCACCCAAUUUUCGUCCAAACGGACUAGGGUUGCUCAAUCUGCCUUACAGCUGCAUCAAACAACUGUGGGAGGGAUUGAAGCAUUUCACAAAGUUGACAUCUUUGAAUUUAGAGCUCUCUGAAUUCCUAACUGAAAUCCCCGACCUAUCAGGCAGCCCAAACUUAAGGUACUUGAAUGCUAGUUAUUGUGAAAGUUUAGUUGAGGUUCAUCCAUCUGUUGGAUAUCUUGAUAAACUUCAAGUAUUGGAUUUUUGUGGCUGCUAUGAACUCACCAAGUUUCCAAAUAAAGUUUGGUGGAAAUCUCUGAAAUGGUUGGAUCUUAGAGAUUGCAUAAAGUUGGAGAGUUUCCCAGAAAUUGUGGACAAAAUGGAAUCCUUAUAUCAUUUGGGCCUUGCCGAAACGGCUAUAAAGGAGUUGCCUGCAUCAAUUGGACAUCUCAUUGGGCUGAAAUAUUUGUUCUUAUGUGGAACUCAUAUAAAAGAGUUGCCUUCCUCAUUUGGACAUCUAACUGCGCUUGCAAAGUUAUCUUUAGAAAGAACUGCAAUAGAAGAGUUGCCUUCAUCAAUUGGAGAUUUCACUGCGCUUGAAAUUUUAAAUUUAGAAGGAUGUGAAAACCUCGCAAAUCUGCCACAAAAAGGAUUGACAGGGGCAGGUCAUGUGGGGCUGCGCUAUAUUGCAGUACCGCGCAAAAUUUCAUUACCUGCUCACAUGAAGCGAAAGAGUGAUGAUCAAUUAAAGUCGUCUGUUCAUCGAUUUAUUAAUGUUAACUACAAAGGCGGCAGAGGGCUCUUCAAAAGCUAUGGGGUCCACCUGUCUCUUAACAACAUGCCAAAGGAUGGUUUUGGUUUUUGCUCAAUGCCAGAGGACGGUGAUGAUGAUGAAAAUAAAGAGGAAUUAGAUGAUGAUGAUGUAGGUGAUGAAGUUCGACUCAGAAAGAGAAAAAAGAUGACCUCCCUCUGCAUUUCAAUGUGA